UUUGCGAGGUUGCAUUUAACGUAUUCUUCGGGUACAAGAAGCCACAUCAUUUUUUUUUCUACUUGUAAAAACGCAGGGUGAUUUUCUUCUUUUUGAAUAUUGUUCCAUCUCUAAACUUUUCAACGAGGAGCCCGUGUACUCAGCUGGUAUCAGUGUUCACCCUCAAUGCUGUGCGCAGAUACCUUUGCAAAUUUUUAGCACCUGCUGCCUGCAAGACUUAGUUUAAAUGAAUUAAGGCCCCUUAUGUGUUUAAAAUGGAAGAUAUCAGAACAAUUGGCCUGAUAAAACAGGCCAAAUAAUUUUUCUGGGAUCCCAGACCACCACCAAGCACAGCGAGACAUGUGUUUGGAGGAAUAUUCAUUCUUCUUGUCCCCUUGCCUGUGAACACACGUCCCAGUGUACAGCUAAAAAGGAGAACGUUUUCCGGGCGCAGAAAAGACUGGCCAGAGGCAGGUGGAUAGGCUGGCUAUGGUUACAAGACCAUGUUGGCCCGAAAGAGCAUCAUCCCGGAGGAGUAUGUGCUGGCGCGCAUCGCCGCGGAGAACCUGCGCAAGCCGCGCAUCCGCGAUCGCCUGCCCAAAGCGCGCUUCAUUGCCAAGAGCGGCGCCUGCAACCUGGCGCACAAGAACAUCCGCGAGCAGGGCCGCUUCCUGCAGGAUAUCUUCACCACCUUGGUGGACCUGAAAUGGCGCCACACGCUGGUCAUCUUCACCAUGUCCUUCCUCUGCAGCUGGCUCCUUUUCGCUAUCAUGUGGUGGCUGGUGGCCUUUGCCCAUGGGGACAUCUACGCUUACAUGGAAAAAAGUGCCAUGGAGAAGGGAGGUUUGGAGUCCACCGUGUGUGUCACCAAUGUCAGGUCUUUCACCUCUGCCUUUCUGUUCUCCAUCGAAGUUCAAGUGACAAUUGGGUUUGGAGGGAGAAUGAUGACUGAGGAAUGCCCUCUGGCCAUCACAGUUUUGAUUCUCCAGAACAUUGUGGGUUUGAUCAUCAAUGCAGUCAUGCUAGGCUGCAUCUUCAUGAAGACGGCUCAGGCCCACAGAAGGGCCGAGACCUUGAUUUUCAGCCGCCACGCUGUGAUUGCCGUGCGCAAUGGCAAGCUGUGCUUCAUGUUCCGGGUGGGGGACCUGAGGAAAAGCAUGAUCAUCAGUGCCUCCGUGCGCAUCCAGGUGGUCAAGAAAACCACCACCCCUGAGGGGGAGGUGGUGCCCAUUCACCAAAUGGACAUUCCUGUGGACAACCCGAUUGACAGCAACAACAUCUUUCUGGUCGCCCCAUUGAUCAUCUGCCAUGUGAUUGACAAGCGCAGCCCCCUCUAUGAUAUCUCAGCCACUGACCUCGUCAACCAAGACCUGGAGGUCAUCGUGAUUCUAGAAGGAGUGGUUGAAACGACUGGCAUCACCACCCAAGCACGCACCUCCUACAUUGCCGAGGAGAUCCAGUGGGGCCACCGCUUUGUGUCCAUUGUGACUGAGGAAGAAGGUGUGUACUCUGUGGACUACUCCAAGUUUGGCAACACCGUCAAAGUGGCUGCUCCACGGUGCAGCGCCCGGGAGUUGGAUGAGAAACCUUCCAUCCUGAUCCAGACCCUCCAAAAAAGUGAACUGUCCCAUCAGAAUUCUCUGAGGAAGCGCAACUCCAUGAGGCGAAACAACUCCAUGAGGAGGAACAAUUCCAUCCGAAGGAACAACUCUUCUCUCAUGGUGCCCAAAGUGCAGUUUAUGACCCCAGAAGGAAACCAGAACACCUCCGAAUCAUGACAGCCACCCAAAGCAAACUCUAGAUUUCUAGAGUUUACCCCAAGCACUAUCAAACUGAAUGGGAGCCACAGCACAAUCAUUUGUCUGACAUUGUAAUGCACCAAGUGACAUUCAUACUCAAGAAGCCUCACUUCCCACAUUAAUAAACACUAACA
Molecule: messenger RNA, 1912 nt
Organism: Ochotona princeps (American pika)
Lineage: Eukaryota; Metazoa; Chordata; Mammalia; Lagomorpha; Ochotonidae
Gene: KCNJ8
Product: potassium inwardly rectifying channel subfamily J member 8
Exons: 3
Coding region: 483-1757 (424 amino acids)
Biological process (GO): regulation of monoatomic ion transmembrane transport; potassium ion import across plasma membrane
Cellular component (GO): plasma membrane
Molecular function (GO): ATP-activated inward rectifier potassium channel activity
Source: RefSeq, a predicted model, not a curated record